AUGUUUGCAUGUGUGCUGCCCUCAUGGUUUGGCUCAAGAGUGAAGAUGACCGCACCAUCAGAGGACGAUGGUGGUGAUGGUGGUGCCACAAGCAGUCAUGCAGCACUCCUCAAAUUCGCGUCUUCUUCUGCAAAGGCCGGGACUUUGCCCGAAGAGGUGACUUUGUCUGAGGAGCUAGAAGGCAUCAUUCGAGGCCUUGCGGAAAACGGGGCUGCUGCUUGCUAUCCUUGGGAUGCUUUGAGGAUACUGCUUGCCAGAAAGUUGGAGAAAGUCCUGGCAGAUUUUUGGCGAGAAGCGCCAGAUUUGCAUCUUCGUGAAGGUGAAACAUUUGACGCAGCAGUGGAACCACUCACGCGAUCAUUGUUGGACCUACGUAGAGAAGGUGCUCCAUGGACCACUCAGCGGCUGUGCGAACUGCUUGCCAUGCCUCGGAAAGGGUACAAAUCUACAAGGAAAUACAUGUAUGCGCUUCAGCGAGCUAUAUUGAUAACCACCACUGAAGAGGCAUUAGCACCGUGCUCACUAUCAGUCUCGCAGACACCUAUGCGGAGUUACUUCGAAGGUGUUCGCGAGGCGUCUGACAUGGAGGGCCGACCAGCAGUCGAGACAACAACGGCUGCUGCUAUUGCCGCUGCAACUGUUCUUCCUCCGGAUGCCCCGGAAGGCACUGCCGCCUUAGAAUCAGAGCAAGGGGAGUCCACCCCAGCUGGGCGAAAACGCAAGCUGCCGGAGGAGCUAGCAAAUGGUGUGGUGGAGGAAUAG
Molecule: messenger RNA, 762 nt
Organism: Durusdinium trenchii
Lineage: Eukaryota; Dinophyceae; Suessiales; Symbiodiniaceae
Source: the annotation of a GenBank genome assembly